Messenger RNA from Amyelois transitella, 1619 nucleotides. RefSeq lists its product as uncharacterized. The record is from RefSeq and is a predicted model, not a curated record. Bases 190 to 954 code for a protein of 254 amino acids. NCBI's taxonomy places the organism in Eukaryota, Metazoa, Arthropoda, Insecta, Lepidoptera, Pyralidae. The transcript has 5 exons. Gene Ontology annotation, molecular function: N-acetyltransferase activity.
GUCUACAACUACAACACAAGUCUAAAAACAAAACAAGGCUGAUCCUUUGGGCUGGCUGAUUUCUAUAAAGUUCGUGCAAAGUUCGUUCUUAAUAGAAGAAUACCUUAUCUUCGAUUGUUUAGAUGUUUUUCAUUUAUCAAUAUUCUUUGUUAACUGUGACGACAGAAAACAGUAGCUUGCUUGUACCCAAUGACUUGUGAAAUAGUGAUAAGGAAAGCGCGCGCCGAGGAUGAGCCCUUCAGGGCGGCUCUGAUCCGCGGCAGCUUCGCCAGUUAUCAUCGAGAUGCCUUCUUCUUAUUCUUCUUUCAAGAACUGACGCUGCAGGCGGGCGUGCUGUGCGGCGCGGUGUUGUUCAUCUUCUGCGGCGCGGCGCUGCGCUCGCUGCUGCUGGUGCCGCUCGCGCUGGCGGCCGCGGUGGCCGCCAGCGUGUACGUCGCGCACGCCGCCCUCGCCGACAAACGAGUUCAGGAAAUGCGCAAGGAAGCCGUGGGUUUCGUAGCGGAGUACCACGGGCCGCUCCCGGCCGACCCGCGGCUGCUGCGGCCGGCCGUGCUGCUGGAGGAAGAGUGGACGCCGCACCACAAAGGGCCAGUGCACACACAGGUAGUAGGCACAGCGAGCGUGUCGGAGCUGUGGGGGCCGCAGCGCGCGGGCUGGCUGCACUCGCUCGCCGUACAUGAUGAUGAUGAUGACAGCUGGCGCGGGCGCGGCGCGGGCUCGUGCCUGGUGCGCGCGGCGCGCGUGUGGGCCGCGGCGCGGCGCUGGGCGGCGCUGCACGCGCGGCUGAGCGAGCUGCAGCCCGCGGCGGGACGCACGCUGCGCGCGGCGGGCUUCCGCGCGCGCGCCGCGGGCUGCCGCCGCCUGCUGGGGCCGCACCUCACGCUCGCGCUCUCGCAUCUCGUGCUGGACCUCGCCACUACUCAUGCUGAUGCCGAUGCUGAAUGUAGACACUGAUGCAAUCACAGACACGGGCCUUUUACAAUAUCCUUUGGGCACUUGAUAACAUAUUGACUUAUUUGAAUUUUAUGAAAGUCGGCAAAAGUACUGCAUAAUAAAAACUUAUUGACAUCUUUGAAAAGAUUUAUACAUAAUUUAGUACUUACAACGUAACAAAUAAUACCAGGAUCUUAACUUACAUUUUAAAAUUUAUGUAAUAAAAGAAAAGUGAAAAUUAGUUUAAAGUACACUUAAUUAACUGCCAUGUGCACAGAGAAUAGAAAUCAUACAUGAAUCUCCAAAUUUUAUAAUCUUUACAUUUUAUGCCAAAUAUAAAAUUGUGUAAUCUUUUAACUACCUUUAUAUAGAGUAGUAAAUAAAAACAGCAAGGCUGUGUCACGUAAGGCUGUAACAUAACUAGAAAGUAAACAUUUUUGUACCUACUAUUAUACUGAAGCAGUUAUCACACUAUCUGAUAUUUAUCUAAUUCAUAAAGUUUAUUGGCUGCUUGAGAGUGUGAUCCAAACAUCUUUUUAUAUUUAGUAGAAGAGGGAUUAAAGACGGCAGUGUCCAGGAAGUGCUUUAAUCAUUUCCGGAUCCUUAACUUAUAUUCUCGAAUUAUUUUUCUCUAAUGGAGAACUUUUUCAGAUUUUCUAUAGUGGAUAGUGUAAUAAUUGCUUCUA